UUCAGUUGGCUGCGGGAGCUCGCCUGAUUCACGUCGCGUAUUCGGCGCAAAUAACUGUAAAGCUAUUAUUAUUCGCCAAUAUUGGCGCGCCUUCGCGUACGAGUUCCAGAAUUUCAUAUUUGGCUACAGUAUAUUCGGAACAACUAGAAGUUGUAAAUAGCUUCGAAGUGAAACUAAAGCUCUGGAGCUUGAAAACUUAACUAAACUAAGUAGCUGCAUACAUAGCUUGAGAUAAAAGAAACUUUCCUCGUUUCUAUCGUUAAGGAACUUAAAACGUACUGUAACAUGCUGAAGAAUCAAUAAUAGCAACAAUAAUGUAUAUACAAAUCUGCGUGCCAAAGACAAGGACACUUUGAACAAAUACCGGUUGCUCUUCACGCCCACUAAAUAAGACAAUAAAAACCCAACGUAUUUACCUUUGAAAUUAACAGUCGACCAACAGUUCUGUUAAACAAACCAUUGCUGUUAAACUAACACCACGAGCAUGUCGCAACAGUGGCCCUCAAACUGUGCUAGGCUACUAGCUUACCUGGUGGCGACUACGCUCUUUGCCACUCACUUGGCCAACGCGUCCAGCCAGAUCGAUGUGGAUGCGGAUCUGAAGCACAUGCUGGGUCGUUGUCACAGGGUGGACGAGGAUUUCAACGAGUGCAUGCGGCAGGUGUUCAACGACCUGAGGGCCUACUUCACAACAGGUGUGCCCGACUACAACAUCAAGCCCUUUGACCCCCACCACUGUGGCUAUGUUGAACUGCGGCGGGGUGCUUCACAGGGUCUGGGCAGCUUUCGUCUGAUAUUGCGCAAUGUAUCCGAGUACGGAUGGGCGCGAUCCGAGGUGACCAAGUUCCAUGCCGAUCCAGAGGACCACCGCAUCGUCUACACACAGUAUUUCCCCGACAAAAGCUUGGAGGGGGAGUACGAGUUCGCCGCCAAGAUGCUGGGCACUGAGAUGAACAGAAGAGGCCACUGGAACUUAACCCUCUAUGAUUACAGUCAAACCACCAGCGUUCGACGCAUCGGAGGUCCGGGUUCGCUCAUCAAAGUCCACGUGGAGGUGGACCGCAUCGGCGGAAUGGAGCUGCACAUUGAGAACUUGCUGCAGGGACAGCCCCUCAACCAACUAGCCGAUGGGGUCAUCAACAGCAUGUGGCAGCUGGGAUUGCCGUUCAUCAAGCCGAUGAUUAACGAGCUGGUCAGCACGGCAUUUACGGAUAUAUUCAACGAGUCCUUCCGGCACUUUCCCCUCGAGAAGUUCCUCGCCGCGUGA
Drosophila santomea is the source of this 1267-nucleotide messenger RNA. It is a transcript of the gene Jhbp16, whose product is annotated as circadian clock-controlled protein daywake. The coding region runs from base 485 to 1267 and encodes 260 amino acids. The transcript has 5 exons. NCBI's taxonomy places the organism in Eukaryota, Metazoa, Arthropoda, Insecta, Diptera, Drosophilidae. The record is from RefSeq and is a predicted model, not a curated record.